Clonostachys byssicola is the source of this 870-nucleotide messenger RNA. Lineage: Eukaryota; Fungi; Ascomycota; Sordariomycetes; Hypocreales; Bionectriaceae. The record is from the annotation of a GenBank genome assembly.
AUGGGGUUGAAGCAAACGGACGUGGAACAUUGGAUCGAUCUGGACGAGACCUACUUAGACAAGUACAAAUUAAAAAAGAAGCUUUAUCGAGAGCACCGCGAGGAAGUUUUGGCGGUUCUCCCUGGCUGUGAUGAUGGAGCCUUUGAAGCUCUUGAGUUGCUCAAGAAUACGUUGGUGCGAAGGUACCCAACCAUGUUCCGUUUGCGUGAGGCUUGGAUCAUUGAGAACCUAGUCACUGGAGAGGUCUGGGACUUGCGUAGGGACGCGUCUACAUGGGAAAAGUAUCAUCCCUUGGAAGUUAUGGGCCUGCUUUCGACGGAGGACUUUUUCUUGCUCUACGUGGAUGAUGUAUCUGGAGAGACCACACUGCGAGCAGGCGCUGUUUGCUUCCCAGCGGGAUUCAAAAUUGAGGAACGGAUCGGUUUAAGCCUCUGGGGUAUCCACGCUGGCAAAGUUCCUCAAUACGAGAACAAGCUGGCGAAGUCCAUGGACCGCUUUUUCCAGCGUAUCAAGGUCGAAUCAGCUAUCUCCCGAUUCAACUACGCCAUCGAUGACUCUGAUGAGCUCUUUCACCGACACUCUCAUCACAAUCUGACUCUGGAGCAACUCGAAACACCCCCUAAGCUCGAGGACCUCCACCUACGAGUAGAGAGGCAAGUUCUACAGCGCCUUCCGAAGACCAGAGCUUUACUAUUCACUAUCCGCACCUACGUCACGCCUAUAGUGGAAGUAACAAAAGACAGGGAGGCUGCGCAGAGUCUUCGGACGAAUGUGAACAGCUUCGGCGAAGACGUGGCCAAAUACAAGAACAAGGUCUUAUGGAAUGAUACUCUUCAACGUCAUAUUGCAAAGGUUCUAGGGGAAGAGUAG